Molecule: messenger RNA, 2105 nt
Organism: Pseudoliparis swirei
Lineage: Eukaryota; Metazoa; Chordata; Actinopteri; Perciformes; Liparidae
Gene: c24h6orf120
Product: chromosome 24 C6orf120 homolog
Exons: 2
Coding region: 412-1005 (197 amino acids)
Source: RefSeq, a predicted model, not a curated record
UACCCUGGUUGAGUUAACCUGGUUAAGUUAACCCAACUAGUUUAGUUAUGCUACAUUAGUGAGUCGAUUGGUGUGAGCUAAGGCUGUGAGCUGACACGUAUAGCUAUAUAUGACCGAAUAGUUAGUCAUAGAAGGGCGUAUUAUUAUAAUAAUUAUAAGUAUUGUAUAUUUUUUAUUGUGUCUUUUGUGAUUAUUAGUUUUUUUAUUUAAUUAUUUAAUUAAAAUUAUUAUUCCGUUUUUAAUUUGUAUUUAUAUUUUAGCCCGUCGGAUGACGUCACAGGUCGAAGCGGGAUGGCGGCCUCAAGUUAAUCGACACUAGAUUUCGUCACGUGACGCUUCUUCUGGACGUUACCGCGACUCUCACCGGGGGCUGUCUGGCCGUCCAGGCGGUGACCGACCGAUGCCUUCGCCAUGAUGCCGAUCUGCGGCGCCCUGGUCGUCGCCCUGCUGCUGUCCCAGGCCCGAGGCUCCCUGAGCCCCUCCGAGGACGAGGGCGGCGGCGGCGGCGGCGGCGUCCCCUCCGAGUGGCUGCUGCUCCACGUGGUCCAGGGCCACAUCGGGGCCGGAAACUACAGCUACCUGCGCCUGAACCACGACGGCCGCAUCAUCCUGCACAUGCGCAGCCUCGCGGGGGACGCCGACCUCUACGUGUCGGACAAGACGCUGCGGCCGAGCUUCGACGCCUACAAGCUGCAGUCGGCGACGUGCGGCCGCGACGUGGUCGCCGUGCCCGGGGACUUCGCCCGGCCCGUGGGCAUCGGCGUCUACGGCCACCCGGCCCACGAGGAGAGCGAGUUCGAGAUGCGCGUGUUCCACGAUCAGACGGUCGCCGCGGAGACGCUCGACGACAAGGACUCGUACGCGUCGGAGGACGGGCGCAGGAACAGGAAGUCCCCCGAGGCCGAGGAGGAGGAGGAGGAGGACGACGACUUCCAGGAGGAGGAGUCCAUCUUCUGGACCAUUCUCAUCGGACUGUUGAAGAUUGUGCUCGAGAUCUUGUUUUGAAAAUUGUUUUCCCUUCAUCGUUUGUCUUUGAAUUUGUCUUGAGGUGAGAAAAAGGAAAAGAAAGAAAAUUCUUGUGAUCAAACUUUUCAUAAUCUUUAAAAACCAGAAGAAAUCCGUCUUCGCGGUCGACGAUCCGCCUGAAUGCGUCGCCGUAGAACCGCGACAGAGCGAUGCGGGGGCAGGCGUCUUGCUCAAGGACACAUCGCCUGGGGCGGGAAUCGAACCGCCGGGCCUCUGAUUGGAAAGUGUGUGUGUGUGUCCGUCCCCCCUCUGGAGAUGAAACGUUGAACCUCGUUGUGAUUUCUUUCUUUUCUUCAUCUGUUGCAGUUCAACCCAAAAGGACCAGAGGGGAAUAUUCCUCCAGAAUACACGAGUAGAGUCACUUUUAUGGUUCCUCCUCUUCCAUAAAUCUGAUUUAAAAACCACGUAGACACCAAGAACUAAAAACGUUCUUCAUCUAAACCGUCAGUGAAUUAAUCUUAAUAAAUUAACUUUAAAACAGGAGGAGCAUCUCUCCGUACGCGUCGUCUCUCGACUUCAAACACGAUCCGGAGGCGACUGACCUUUCGACCUCUCGGCCUGCGAGUGACGCGAAGCCGCUUUGUCUUCCCUCUGCGUGUCAACACGGUCACCGGUUAGAGAUGAAACACGAGGUUGAGACCUGCGGGGCGGAGAGAGAGUUCCAUCUGGUUAUUGGGCGUGACGGUUGUCACGGUGACGGUUGCUGCCGUCAUGCUUCUGAAUCCACGGUGUUCCGUUUCCUUUAGUUUAGACUCCAAACGCGUGUCCGCUGCCGACCUGCGGAGCAUCAGUAGCAACGGGUCCUUUGGGUUUUGAUGGCUCACUGUUUUUUCUAAUUAUUGUAAUAAUUCAUUAUUAUUUAGUGGUUGCCUGUUGUCGCGCUCCUGAUUUUAAACCAUCCCCUCGUUGACGUUUCGGGGUUCAGUUACGAGGAAACUCGCUACCGCUGAGCAGAAAUGUUCAACAGUGCCUUCGGGGGAUCGCUCUCCUGUUUUACACAGACGAUGCAUUCAGGUUCCGAAAUAAAGCAGUUUUUUUUCCCGCAAGACUUUAUAAAAAAAAAAUAAUCCCAAACUUUC